Scedosporium apiospermum is the source of this 2574-nucleotide messenger RNA. RefSeq names its product C2H2 finger domain-containing protein. The record is from RefSeq and is a predicted model, not a curated record. Lineage: Eukaryota; Fungi; Ascomycota; Sordariomycetes; Microascales; Microascaceae. The transcript is spliced from 3 exons. Bases 1 to 2574 code for a protein of 857 amino acids. Gene Ontology annotation, molecular function: DNA-binding transcription factor activity.
AUGGACCCUCCUAAUAAGAAGCGGAGGUUAGCUCCGAAAGUGGACGCUCCUCCUGCAUCAGCUCCCAUCAAUCCUCCGAGUGCGCCCGUCUUGGUUGAGACACUGCUCCCCGCCCGAGUUGAAUUUGAGCGCUUCGCCCGUCACCUCCAAGAUGCAGCUAUGCUCAUCCAGCGAUCCGCGGAACGGUCGCCAUACACCUCGGUCUCCGUGCUGCUCUUGAGAUGGGAGGAAGACACCACUGUCGAAUCGGACUUGGUUUCGCUCGAGAAAGUUUUCCGGGAACAAUAUCACUACCGAACUGAACGGUGGCACAUUCCCACGGUGCCCAACCCCAGCAUCAAAUUAGGGGUGCAGAUGGCAUCCUUCCUCGACAAUGCGAGACCAGAUCACCUUCUCAUAAUCUACUAUGCCGGUCACGGUUACCUCGGUGGAGAUAAUCAACUAUACUGGGCUAGUAAUAAUCGAGAUGAUGCCGCCCGUCUGAAAUGGCAUGGCGUUCGUUGCCUUUUUGAAGAUGCCCAGUCCGACAUCCUUCUCUUCCUCGACACUUGCUCUGUGCCAGAUGUACCUCUAACAGGGAGCCAUGGACUUAAACAGGCAAUUGCUGCGUGGGGUCCCGAACAAAAAGGAAGAGACCCUAGGGAGCGUACUUUCACAGCCGUCUUGGCCGACUGCCUGCAAAAGCUCGGUGGUAUGAAGAACUCAUUUACUGUACAGUCGCUCUACGAUGCCGUUCUUGCCCAAAGAGAAGCGGAAUCGGUGACCUUGACAAACGGCUCGGGCAAGCCUCUCUCACCAUCACAAAUACCCAUCUCCUUCAAUAUCACACCUGGAAGAGGCCGGAGCAUAACACUGGCUCCAUCCCUGCCGACCACCACAGCUCCGCCAAAUAACCAAGGACCCUCGCCGCACAAGCCGAUUGACGGAGCCGACACCGAGCUGUCAAAGACGCAGGAUCAGACGAUUUCCCCGCAAUCAGUGCACGGUCUUCUCUUUGACGAAUCUAGGGUUCUUGCCUGCACGACGUUUGUUGGCGAGGCAAGUCCCGACAUGGCGUAUUUCAACAAAUGGCUGGAGGAUACGCCCGCCAUCGCCGACAAGGUUGCCGUAGAGGCCAUGUUCUUCGGGCCACCGACGAUGCUGCUGAUAUCCAUGGCGCUCCCUAUAUGGGAAGUUGUAAAGCAUGACAAAGUGUGCAUUUUUCUCGGAUACAUCGGAUCACACAACUUCGUACAUCUCUACCAACGCCUCAUCGGAUUCUCAGGGGCGCGGCAAUCCGGUCGAGCCUCGGCGAAGGAGGUGGAACACGGUCGGAUCCUUCUCGAAGCUCGGGAGGCUGCGGCGAGUGUGAAGCGUUCUAGACAAGAUGCAGAGGCAGCUGAUGGCGUCUUUCGGGGCCGGCCUGACCGUGAUGUCAGCGUGAUUGACGGUACACCCACAACGGGGUCGCAGGUUAGCCCAUACGGCCCCGGCAGAUAUCCACCGCGGCCGGGCGUCAAGGACGAAGGGGAGGACUCGGCUGAGAUGAAGGAAGCAGCCGAACAGCUCAAAGCGCUCAGCCAUAUUCGUCAUUUGAGUAAUGACACACCUUCCAAGCCUCAGAGGUCUUCCCUCCCCGAUAGGGCUCCCGACCGCCACGGAGACUCUGGAGUGAAUGGCAACAGCUUGGAGAGGCACGGCUUAGAGUACAGCACACCCAACAAGAAGCAUGGCCGAAGGUCGAUACCGAAACAGACCCCGAAGCACGAGACACGUUGCAAUCUCUGCAGCCAUGCACCGUUCAAGGACUCAUCAUCGCUUCGGAAGCAUAUUGCGGCUGCGCACACGCGACCAUUCCCAUGCGCGUUCUCAUUUGCGGGAUGCGAAAGCACGUUCGGUUCCAAGAACGAGUGGAAGCGGCAUAUCACCUCGCAGCACCUCUGCCUCCAGUAUUAUCGCUGCUCCGCCUGUCCGACUUCGACUGCCGAAGGCAAGUACAACGAGUUUAACCGGAAAGACUUGUUCACUCAACACUUGCGCCGCAUGCAUGCCCCGUUCGCCAUUAAGAAGUCGCUGAGCAUGGUCGACAACAAAACGCUAGCGGAGUGGGAGAGUCGUGUCAAGGAGAUGCAGCAGUCGUGUCUCGUCCAGCGCCGACACCCGCCGCAACUUUCGGCCUGCCCCAAGUCGGAUUGCCAAAGCGUCUUUGAGGGCCCCGGGUCCUGGGAUGAAUGGACCGAACACGUUGGCCGCCACAUGGAGAAAAACGAAGGGCAGCGGCUGGGCGUGGACCGCCACCUUGCUAAAUGGGCUUUGGAAGAGGGUAUUAUCGAACGCGACGAGAGGGGAGAAUACAGGCUCGUGCAGGAGAAUUUUACGGGAAAUCGUGCGCAGGAGCAAACGAAGGAUUCGAUAUCGGUCUCCCAUCCAGACACCCUUGUGAGGGAUACCAGCGGAACUGCCGCGUCCAGCGGGGCUAACUCGGGUAGUGGUGAUGUUGACAGCGGUAGUAGUGGCGCCGCGGCUGCUGAAAGCGCAACGAAGACGCCUAGCAACGGGAACGAGGGCGAUAAGAUGGAGGUUGACGAACAGUAG